AUGGCAGAAUCAGAGGUGAAAUUACUGAACCACCCUCAUCUUCAUCCUCAAUAUAAUAUUGAAUACGGCAAAAGAGGCGGCGAACAGAGUAAUGGAGUCAGAGAGAAAACGCUUCGCUAUCACAACGAUCUCUGCAAUUCAAAAGAUGAGGCGCUUCGCUUGCUUCUUCGCUUAAAACAAAUGAUAGAUGCCAAAACAAUUGAAGCAGAGAUAACAUCUUCAAGCCAGCAGAGUAAGAUCGAUGAGCUUGAGGCGCAGCUCCAUGAGGCAGAGGGUGUCAUAAUAGAUCUUAGAGCAGAGUUGAGAUGGGUAUGUGAUGAGCUAGAGAAGGUGAGGAACAGCCAAUGCCAACCUUCAAUUAGAAAAGUUGUAAAGGAAAAUGAAUCUUCUCACCAAAAUUUAACAUCCGAGCCCAUCAUACUUUCUCCUCCUAAUUUGUCACCUGAAACUAAGGCAACUUCUGAUAUAAAGAGUGCGCUACUGGACCAGAGAAAUUUCACUAACAAGUGCUGCAACAUAGCGGAAGAUAUUGAGCAUUUGAGUGUUUCACCUUUUGAGAACUAUUCUUCACAUAAUGCUGACUUAGCCUCCAUUAUGAUGACAAAGAAGGAGCCGGAGCUGUAUAGAAAUGGUUGUACGCAGAGAAUUCGUGCAUCAGAAGGAAACUUUUUUGCUUGCAAAUUGCCUCCUUCAGAAGUAGUAGUUGAGCAGCAAUUACUCUUAAAGAAUGAGGUUAUUACCAAAGCAAGUAAUGGGGAUGAAGGUAAAUGUACUGCAUCUUCUCCUAAGAUGAAGAAUGUGGAAAAAAUGAAGAACUGUUUAAGGGAAGAAGGAAAAAAGUGUGUUAAGGUUUGCCCAUCUAGACGAAGAAAGAGUAGGUUUGCAAAAGCCAAAGUUAAGCACAAGUCUUGUCCCAAUGUCGAGAAACCUUAUCAACCACCUGCUAUUGUUUCUCGUUGCAAAACAUACUCAAUAAAUGGAGCUGUAAAAUCUGAUGAAUGUUCGUGUACCUUGCCUCCUGUCAAGCCUAGCAAUAUGGGUAUGAAGAAUCCCAGUGACCUGGAAGAAAAAUUGCAAGAAACAAAUGACUUCCUUACUGCAGAAAUGAUUGUUCCUGAAGGUAAAAGACCAAGAAUAGAGCAAAGUACAAGUUCUGUCUCUACCUCAUCCACAUUGCCUUUGGUUCAGCACUCAGAAUUUUGCCAGCCAUCUUCUGUUCUCACUCAUUGCAAAACUUACUCAUUUUUGCUCCAUGGUAAUGUUAAAUCCAAUGAAGACCAGUCAAAGAUAGCUGAAAAUGAUGUCAAGCUGAAGUCACUGCCUCGCUUAGAUCCAGGGUUAACCCUAAUUAAAGGUGGUUUGGAUUCUACUUCUGGCUCUACGAAUGUUAAAGUGAGUGUAAAGGCACUCUGUAGAUCUGGUGUGGCACAAACUGAUGCGAACAGGGGCGUGCAGUGUGUAGAUGAUUUGGUAAAAGAAGAAUGUGAUUCUAAUCGGAAUCCCACAGUUCCAAGUUAUGAAUCAAUCGCUCAUAUGGGCAAUGUACCUCUUGUAUAUUCUAAUUUGAAACAUGCCAAAACAUCUGAAGAAACUACUAUCAGUGCACCACUGGUGCACUCUGAGAUAAAAGUUGCUAAAGCAUCCAUUGAACCCAAUGUGUUUCCUAGUCAAUCAGACAAUAAGCUUCUUAAAUACACCUUUCAGAGGAAGCACAAGAAGGAAGCUGUGAGCAGCCUUGAUAAUAAAACUUCUGUUGGAAAGAGCAAUUUAAAAAGAAAAGCAGAUGAAAAACAAGAAGGUUCACUAGAGGCACAGAAAUCGAGCUUCAUAAAUGAGUCGUCUAGGGACAGUUGUCAAUUAGCUCAAGCUGCUCGUCAGGUUGGUUUUUCUUAA
Molecule: messenger RNA, 1893 nt
Organism: Dovyalis caffra
Lineage: Eukaryota; Viridiplantae; Streptophyta; Magnoliopsida; Malpighiales; Salicaceae
Source: the annotation of a GenBank genome assembly